AUGUCGCAGAAUCUUGCCGCCAAGAAACCUGACCGCCCCGAAGCCUUCAACGAGCCGAACAGUCUAGAAUCAUGCCGCGAAGAAGUCGCUACGCCCAGAAGCCAGCAAGAAGCCUACCCGGUACCACCAGGAAGCUGCAAAGAAGCUGCAACAACCAGAGCCACCCAAGAAUCCGGACCGCCAGCAACGCGAAAUCUGCAGCAGACGGGGCACCAGCCGAGGAAUCCCCAACCACUAGGAGUGAAAUUGGAAGGCAACGGAGGACGGAAAGGAACCGUGUCCAUCAACGAGGUCGACGACAACGACGUGCCAGGAGAGAACUGCUCACCGCUUUAUUCAAUAUGA
Messenger RNA from Caenorhabditis briggsae, 345 nucleotides. Lineage: Eukaryota; Metazoa; Nematoda; Chromadorea; Rhabditida; Rhabditidae. The coding region runs from base 1 to 345 and encodes 114 amino acids. The record is from RefSeq and is a predicted model, not a curated record. The transcript has a single exon.